AGCUUGUCUAUAUGAUUGUCUAUACUACUUUUUCACAAUGUGAGCCCAAAAUGGAGGUCCAACAGCUUGUGUAAAUAGAUGUCCAAACAUGCACAUCUUCUAAAUCCACCUCCACAAUGUCCAGGCCUGGACGAUGUGAAGGCAUCGUCCAUAGCUCAACCGCAGCCACUUUUUCUCCCUCCCGCCAACUCCGUCGCCCUUUCUCCCGCCAAGUCGCUUGCUCUGGAGACAAAGAGGACGCCGCCGCGAGGUCGUCGUCGCGCCACACCACAACAUCCCGAGGCGAGAUGGAAGGAGACGAGCGUUUUCUCGACAUGUUGAACUUCGGUGUAUCACCACAAGUGCCAGAUAGUCCAGUUGGGGAGCAAGAGAUGCCACCAACUCAAGAAGUGUCUGCAUCUGCCAAAGCAAAAUCCACUAAAGGAAAGAAUUGGUCUAGUCAAGAGGAUGAAUUGUUGGUGGCAGCAUGGUUGCACACCAGUCUGGAUGCUGUGAUAGGGACAGAUCAAUCAUCAAAUUCUUAUUGGGGUAGGAUUUAUGAUUACUACAGCACGCGCAAGAAAGUGUCAUGGCCGGUGCGUGUUCAAAAUGCAAUCACUUGUCGUUGGAGCACUAUUAAUGAACAAGUCAGCAAGUUUUGUGGAUACUAUCAGCAAAUUCUUAAUAGAAACCAAAGUGGGGUAACUAUCGCUCAGCAGCAAGCCCAGGCACUUGUUUUAUACAAGUCCAAAGAUCCUAAAAACAGGCCAUUUGCAUUAAUGCAUUGCUGGUUAGAGUUGCAAAAGCAUCCGAAGUGGGAGAAUCGUGUGGUUUCGAAGGGGCCUCCGAAAAAGCAGAAGAAGACCUCGGAUGCAAGUCCAGGUACAACUUCUAAUGAUGAAGACUUCGGAUCCACUGAUGCUCUUGAUACAGAGAUAAGGCCUGAUGGUAAUAAGCGAGAUAAAGAACGUUUACGGAAAGUUAAAGCUUCUGCUUCCGAUGCUCUUGCUCCCAAGUUAUCAUUAGAAACUGUGUGGGCACAAAAGCUAGAGAAGGCCGAGGCGAAAGAGGCCGCGAAGAAUGCUCGUUAUGAGCGAGCAUUUGAAUUGCAGGAGAAGCAAAUUGCAUUGCAGGAGAGGCAGAUGGCAAACCAGGAGAGGGAGAGACAGAUGGCAAACCAAGAGAGGGAGAGGCAAAUGACAAUCAAGGAGAGGGAGAUGGCACAGAAACAGUUUGAGUUAGAAGAGAAGAUCAUGUCCAUGGACACUAGUACUAUGAGUGGGGCACAACAACAAUUCUACAUCAACAAGCAGAAUGAGAUUGCCGCUCGCCGAUAGAACACAUCAGGUCCCCGAACAAUAGCAAAGCGGGAUUGCAGAACUCCAAAGGCUCUCUCCACAUCCUUUCUGGCUCCCUCUUGUCUUUUGGCGAAAUGUUUCUUUUUUCUGCCUUCUGGAGAUGGUAUGGUCUUCACAAAUGUUGCCCAUGGUGGGUAUAUACCAUCUGCAAGGAGAGGAGACAAGCGGACUCGGAAGAGAGAUGAGACAAGCACAAGAUGGAAUGAUUUGAGAGAGGCCAACUCUGGAUGGGUUUCCAAUGUGCCUCCGGCCUCCCCAUUUUUUGGGGAAUCUACUCCAAUGAGUGAAUCAUAGCCACCAAUAAACAGGCACCCAGUGAAGAUGUCACACUUUGAUGUGAAAUGCCUGAGAUCACAUUCAUCACCAGGAAGGGUCAAGAUGUUCCGCAUCAAAGGCGUCGGCAGUGCUACAAGAGUUGAAGAAAGAAGAGGAUUUGAUGUUGUUACUACUAUCUGUGAAGUGUCAAACCUGCCGAAGAAGGCAUGCCAAUUUUUCUCUUUGUGUUCUGAUGCCUAUAAAUAAACCCAAGAGUGAGAAAAGUGUUGGCGAACAGAUAACAAAAGCUAACCAGACUCAUAUCAGAAAAUUAUGGUAGCAAUAAAUUGUACUAUGUUUUAGGGAACCAUAUAACAAAGCCGCUUACUAUGGUAUAAAAAAGUAGCACAGUCAAUUGUGUACCUUUACAACUGAGAAACAGGGGAUAUGCUGGGGGGAAAUGGCACAUGGUAAAAGCACAAACUUCAAAUGAAUGCUCAUGUCUUCUUUCCAUAAAAGAGAACUCUUAUCAUAUUGUGGUUGAUUACAAGAACUACACUUAAUUGAUUUGUUUUCUAUUAGGCAGAAAAUAUGUUGUUGACGGGGAUUUUAAAAAGCUUGAGGUGGUACCGAACGGGAAGCAGUUCAUGGAGUUAUUCAAGGUAUCAUCUUUUUGAUAUAGAGGUGACAUUCCCAUUGUGUACUACAAACUUGAACUGGUACCUUCUGAACUGAACUUUGAACACUUGCAGCUUCUGAACUGAAUUUUGAAGCAUGCACACAACUUGAUUUCAAGCAUCGGGUUGACUUGAGGCCUAACAUCAGUGAGGUCAGAGACGACAGUUCAUGGCGGUGGCUGUCGACAACGGCCAGGACGCCAG
This is a messenger RNA of Triticum aestivum (bread wheat), 2473 nucleotides long. RefSeq names its product glutathione S-transferase T3. Lineage: Eukaryota; Viridiplantae; Streptophyta; Magnoliopsida; Poales; Poaceae. The transcript is spliced from 9 exons. The coding region runs from base 117 to 1316 and encodes 399 amino acids. The record is from RefSeq and is a predicted model, not a curated record.